AUGCCACCGGAUCCAGCUCCUGUUUUCGAACCAGUCAUUGGUAAUCCUGCCCCACCUCCUGCUCGAAUUGUAGAGCUCUACACAUGCGGCGUUUGUACAGAUGAGAUUGUGAAAGGAGAGUAUGUGCAACAUCUUCUACAUUGCGCCAGUGGUACUAACAUAGCCAAUCUUGUGAACCUGGCGUUCCAACUUCAAAGUAAAAUUAGGAAGAUGGAAAACUCGAUCAGAAACUAUUUUGGAAUCUUGUAUGUGGACGACCCCGUCGAACUCCCUCUUGGAAAAUGUUACCAUUGCAAACAUCGGUACAGCCACAAAGGAUGGAAAAACUGUUUUGAAAUGAGAAGAGCAGAUUAUAUGAUGGCUAUCUUCGAAAAGACUGAUUAUGACUAUCUGGAGAUUGUCAAAAGGUACCAAGCAAACUUCAAGAAAGCAAAAAUAAUGAUGCUCUGGCUGAAACAGAAACGAGAGCUGGAAGAGAAGAAGAACGGACUCAGAAUUUAUGGUGUCGAUCCAUCUAACCGAGAAUCGUUGAAACAACUACCAGAUUCGAUUCUCAAACCGUUGAGACAACUCAAAGCAAAGCAUACUCGAAAUCUUCGUACGUUUAGAGCCAAACUUGGAGUGGAGACCGAGAGGCUGUUGGAGUUCUACAAAAACAAAAGGCAAGCAGAAAAAACUACGUUCAUAACCGUAUUGCUCGCUGUCGACACGAUGAAUCCUCGACAGACUCCACUUCAAUUUGUAAAUGUAGCUUGA
Messenger RNA from Caenorhabditis remanei, 756 nucleotides. RefSeq lists its product as uncharacterized. Lineage: Eukaryota; Metazoa; Nematoda; Chromadorea; Rhabditida; Rhabditidae. The record is from RefSeq and is a predicted model, not a curated record. The transcript is spliced from 3 exons. The coding region runs from base 1 to 756 and encodes 251 amino acids.